This is a messenger RNA of Argentina anserina (silverweed cinquefoil), 560 nucleotides long. RefSeq lists its product as uncharacterized. The coding region runs from base 13 to 288 and encodes 91 amino acids. The transcript has 3 exons. NCBI's taxonomy places the organism in Eukaryota, Viridiplantae, Streptophyta, Magnoliopsida, Rosales, Rosaceae. The record is from RefSeq and is a predicted model, not a curated record.
AAUACCAGGGAUAUGUUGAAGGUAUGGGCUGAGAAAGAAAAGAGGAAUCUGGACCGGUCGGUGAAAAAUGGAAUCAAUUGCCAAACUGCAGUUGUUAUAAAAGAUCAUGCCCUGGUCAUGGAAUUCAUAGGCAUAUUCUACUUACUUCAUGAGCAAGUAUUGUUUCGGUGCCGCAUGUGCUACUUGAGUCAAUUGUCAACCACUCCACCUUUGUCUUGGAACGCAGGUUGGCCAGCACCUCGUCUCAAAGAUGCUGCACUGUCUUUAGAAGCUACGAAAAGGAUGUAGUGAGGUGUGUUUUAAAUUUGAAAAACUUAUUACCCUUAUCUUAUGAACAAUAAUCUCAUGAAAUAUUGUAUCAUGGUCUAUCACACAUACAGUAUAAGCUCAUGCUCUGUCAAAAACCAAUCAAAAAUUUUAUUUCCCUUAUCAGUAAUACAAUAAUCUCAUGAAAUAUUGUAUUAUGGUCUUUGUUUGGAGCACCCUGGCAGUGUGGCACUGCCUCACUGAAUUCAAUUCAUACAUAAAAAAUAUAUACAGCAGUAAUCUUGAUGUUCAUG